Molecule: messenger RNA, 558 nt
Organism: Saccharomyces paradoxus
Lineage: Eukaryota; Fungi; Ascomycota; Saccharomycetes; Saccharomycetales; Saccharomycetaceae
Product: Glr1
Exons: 1
Coding region: 1-558 (185 amino acids)
Biological process (GO): glutathione metabolic process; cellular response to oxidative stress; cell redox homeostasis
Cellular component (GO): mitochondrion; cytosol
Molecular function (GO): flavin adenine dinucleotide binding; glutathione-disulfide reductase (NADPH) activity
Source: RefSeq, a predicted model, not a curated record
AUGUGGUAUGCUUCUGACCUGGCUACUAGAGUAUCCCAUGCAAAGGAGUAUGGAUUAUAUCAGAAUCUUCCAUUAGAUAAAGAGCAUUUGUCAUUUAAUUGGCCAGAAAUCAAGCAGAAAAGGGACGCUUAUGUCCAUAGAUUGAACGGUAUAUACCAGAAAAAUUUGGAUAAAGAAAAAGUGGAUGUUGUAUUUGGGUGGGCCAGGUUUAAUAAGGACGGUAACGUUGAAGUGCAGAAAAGAGAUAAUACCACUGAAGUUUACUCAGCUAAUCAUAUUUUAAUCGCAACCGGCGGAAAGGCUAUUUUCCCUGAAAGCAUACCAGGUUUCGAACUAGGUACUGAUUCUGACGGGUUCUUCAGGUUAGAAGAGCAACCCAAGAAAGUUGUUGACGUUGGUGCUGGUUAUAUUGGUAUUGAGUUAGCAGGUGUUUUCCGUGGGCUAGGCUCCGAAACGCACUUGGUCAUUAGGGGUGAAACUGUCUUGAGAAAAUUUGAUGAAUGCAUCCAGAGCACCAUUACCGACCAUUACAUAAACGAGGGCAUCAAUGUUCAUUAA